CCUAAAGAUGAGCAUGAAGCUCAGGUGCAGUUUGCCCUCGAGAGAGGAAUCCCUGCUAUAUCAGCGGUUAUGGGUACCAAAAGGCUCCCAUUUCCUGGCGGGGUCUUUGAUGCUGUACACUGCGCGCGCUGUAGGGUACCAUGGCAUAUUGAAGGCGGUAAGCUCUUGCUAGAAUUGAACAGACUGUUACGGCCUGGUGGUUACUUUGUGUGGUCUGCUACUCCUGUAUACCAGAAACUGCCAGAAGAUGUCGAGAUAUGGGAAGCGAUGUCUGCUCUAACAAGGUCAAUGUGCUGGAAUGUGGUCAAUAAAGUGAAGGACAGGAUAAAUCGAGUGGGAGUAGCGAUUUUCCAAAAACCAAUGGACAACCGAUGCUAUGAUGGAAGAUCUGCUGCAAACCCUCCACUGUGUGGAGAGUUUGAUAAUCCUGAUGCUGCCUGGAAUGUUUCAUUGCAGUCUUGUAUGCAUAAAUUGCCCAGAGACCCCACCAUGCGUGGUUUACGGUGGCCAGAGGAAUGGCCAUUGAGGGUGGAAAAACCUCCUUACUGGCUGAAAAGCUCUGAGACUGGAGUGUAUGGAAAGCCUGCUCCUGAAGAUUUUCAAGCGGACUACGAGCACUGGAAGCGGGUGAUAAGCAAUUCGUAUAUGGAAGGCCUGGGUAUUGACUGGUCUGCUGUCAGAAACGUUAUGGACAUGAAAGCUGUAUACGGAGGGUUUGCAGCAGCUUUACGAAAUAUGAAGGUGUGGGUCAUGAAUGUAGUUCCAAUUGAUUCGCCCGACACACUCCCAAUCAUAUACGAGCGCGGGCUGUUUGGACUCUACCAUGACUGGUGCGAGUCGUUUAGCACCUACCCGAGAAGCUAUGAUCUUGUCCACGCUAACCAUCUCUUCUCCAAGAUUAAGAAGAGGUGCGAACUGUUGGGUGUGAUUGUGGAGGUGGACCGGAUCGUGAGGCCGGAAGGGAGGCUGAUCGUCAGGGACGAUAUGGAGACGAUACGCGAGGUGGAGUCGAUCGUCAAGUCGCUGCACUGGGAGGUCCGGCUGUCGUACUCCCAGGACAAUGAAGGCCUUCUGUUUGUGCAGAAGACCAUGUGGCGACCAAAUACUUCUUCGAGUUGAUCGAAGCUGAAAAAAGGGGGGAUAUGGAUGAACCAUGCAUCCAUUGGUAUAGACAUUGUGUUUGUGUAGAGGGAUGAGUGUAGCAUAGCAUAUUGAGAUGAUAUUGUUACCGCCGAUUUUGUUCUUAUGUUAGCGGAGCGGGCAAGGGCAAUGAAUGUGAUGUAUGUAUGUAAUGCAUGAUUAUUGUUCGUGUUGUUACGGGCGAGUAGGCUCAGCAAAGAUUGAGCCUAACAUACAUAGCUGAUAAUAAGAUGCACAAAUUCGUCGA
This is a messenger RNA of Triticum aestivum (bread wheat), 1387 nucleotides long. Its product is annotated as probable methyltransferase PMT26. NCBI's taxonomy places the organism in Eukaryota, Viridiplantae, Streptophyta, Magnoliopsida, Poales, Poaceae. Gene Ontology annotation, cellular component: endosome; cytoplasm; trans-Golgi network. Gene Ontology annotation, molecular function: methyltransferase activity. The record is from RefSeq and is a predicted model, not a curated record.